Messenger RNA from Malurus melanocephalus (red-backed fairy wren), 1981 nucleotides. RefSeq names its product F-box only protein 44-like. The transcript has 6 exons. Gene Ontology annotation, cellular component: SCF ubiquitin ligase complex; cytoplasm. Lineage: Eukaryota; Metazoa; Chordata; Aves; Passeriformes; Maluridae. Gene Ontology annotation, biological process: glycoprotein catabolic process; SCF-dependent proteasomal ubiquitin-dependent protein catabolic process. Gene Ontology annotation, molecular function: protein binding; ubiquitin protein ligase activity. The record is from RefSeq and is a predicted model, not a curated record. Bases 56 to 889 code for a protein of 277 amino acids.
CUCCCCAGCCCGCGGAAGGGCCGCGGCUCCGCACAUCCGUGUCCGGGAGGCGCAGAUGGGCGGUGCCAGCUCGGCCCGUCGUWCCGGGGAUUACCCAUCGCGCUCCUGCGGCCCGCCGUCUGCCAUGACAACUAUCGGCGACCUCCCCGAGGACGUGCUGGUGGAGCUGCUGUCGCUGCUGCCCGCCCGGGACCUGCUCCGCACCUGCCGGCUGGUGUGCUCGCAGUGGCGGUACGUGGUGGACCUGACCACCCUGUGGAAGCGAAARUGCCAGCGCGAUGGGUUUUACCGGCAGAGCUUGGACAGAAGCAUCUCUGACUGGAAGAYCUUCUAUAUGCUCUGCCUCUUGAAGAGAAAUUUAAUCAAAAACCCACGUGCUGAAGAGAACUUCCAGCAYUGGACACUUGAUGCUAACGAAGGAGAUAAAUGGAAAAUUGAGGAUCUGCCUGGAACUCAUGGAACUGAGAUGCAAGACCCCACAGUACACAAAUACUUUGUCACUUCAUAUGGRCCAUGCUUCAAGUCUCAACUCAUUACCCUGAAGAACGAAGGCUAUUGGAAUGAGCUGAUGGAUGAGAAACGGCCUGAAAUUAUAGUCAAGGACUGGUAUGCUGCCAGGUUUGACUGCGGGUGCCGCUACGAGCUCACAGUGAGGCUGCUCUCAAAAGAUUACAUCGUCCUGGAGGAGUUCCAGCCUGAGCCAGUGGUCAUUGAGCAGUGGAGUGAUGCCAAGUGGAGAGAGAUGUCUCACACGUUCCAGAAUUACCCAGCUGGAGUUCGUUACAUCUGGUUUCAGCACGGAGGCCAGGACACCCAGUACUGGGCAGGAUGGUAUGGGAUCCGUGUGACAAACAGCAGCAUCACCAUUGGGCCCCAGACAUCAUUAUGAAGUACAGCAUAAGGCUUUGCUUUUACCUCAGGACUGUAACCAGGUGGUCUCAGGUGCACUUUUUGCCUGUACUCUCUGGUUGUGCCCUAGCUUGCCUUGCAGCUGUUGUUCACAGCAGAACUUCUGCAGGCCCAGCUCUUUGGAACGGCUUCAUCUUCCGUCCUCAUCCACCAUGGAUGCUACUCCAAUUACUGGUGCCCUUCCAGAGAAAAACUGGGAUAAUUAAAUAUAAGAUCUAUCUUUUCYAGUUAAUACAUUCUUGUGCUAUCAYACACAGUCUYAAGUUCCAUAAACAAGGAAGUGUCUUUAAGAAAGAUAAGGCUAAAAUGUUUAAUUUCAGGUUACCAAUGCUAUCUACAAGGACUCUGCUACACAUUGCUUUGUAUGGUAUUUUCUUCCCUGUUUCAGUUUURACAUUCCAUUGAGAUUUAUGUUCUGUAUCAGACCCUUCAUAGCAUCAGGAAACUGUUUGAUGUUCCUAAGUGCUGUGUCACUGAUACUGAAUUCCUCACCCUUUCUCUAAAUGUGUAUGACCAAAAUGGUAGCUGCCUUCCUAUCCACAACAGUCCCUUGGUGUUUGAAUAAACAGGUAGAGAAAGAGGAGAUAAGAAGUCUCUUCAGGCAGCUGCYUAACAACACAAGUGCCUUUUAAAURUGCUKGGCUUUUCCCACAUCACCUCUGUGCUUUCAAAGAACUUAGUUUAUACUGAGCAGUGUAACCCAAUAUAAAAUGUUAAAGCAGUGCCCAGCUUCCAUCUAUAGUUGUUCCUACACUUGUUACCUGGAGGAAGCAGGAGAUGCUGGACAGCCUGUUGUACCAAAUUCUCUGACCAACAAGCUGAGCUCACUGUGAACUGUGUCUGCCACCUUUAUAUACCUGGAACCAAUGCUCAGGCCAUGCUGCAUCUCCUCUGACAGGUGUAGGAUUWACAGUGCUUUCCUUGCCUGUUCUCUGUUAGGAGUAGGAUACUUGGCAGGUGUCCUUACUGGACAGACAAAUUCCCUCUUGCUAAUGCCACCUCUGGGUGAAAAGGGAGAGACUAAGGUUGUAUAGCAUUUCAUAGGAAUUGACAGAGUCCACAUGGGAAAAAA